AUGUUGCCGAAUUGGCUUUAUAAACAAGUUUUUCCACGUAGUAAUCGGAUUGUUCCAUCAAAAAAACGGGUAAAUAUUGCGUUAAAUCAUUUGACGCAACAAGGGCUGUUGGGCAAAGAGACGGAAAAUUUUCUACCUCUGACUUCUUUUCAACUACCAAAACUGUGUGGAAAUACGAUAGCAGAACAUUUUUGGAACAUCGGUGAAAAACAGGCACGUUCUUGUAAAGAGUUAGCAAAAGCUUUCACUAUUUCGGAACUUCCUGAUAUCCCGCCUGAGGAAGCAUGGAAAUUUAUAGCUGGAUGGACACGUUAUGAAAAAGGCAAGCAACCCAAAGCGGUAGAUUUUCCUGAAGAUGAUGCCUUAUGUUUUGACGUAGAAACUUUACUCGAUGAUAGUGAUUACGCACUGAUAGCAUGUGCUGCUUCACCAAAAGCAUGGUAUACUUGGAUUUCACCACGACUUAUUAAACACAGAAGCGCGGCUCACAGUUCGUUAGUGCAGCAUACAGAGACCUGUGAGCUUGUCAACGAUGAAAUGGACAAACUAAAACGCCAAGAGCAAGAUGAAAAAUACAAAUCUAAAAUACGUGAGGUGGGUUAUUUGAUUCCUAUGGGGAAUAUAGGUAAAGACCGGAUCAUAGUAGGACAUAAUGUUGGUUUCGAUCGUGCGCGAAUAAAAGAAGAAUAUCAUCGUGAUAGAUCUUGCAAUAAUUAUAUAGAUACCAUGUCUUUACAUAUAGCAGUAAGUGGACUCUGCACUCAACAGCGUCCCACCUGGAUCAAGUAUAAUAAAGCUACUGAGGAAAAUAAUAAAGAUUAUUUGGAAAGUUCCAAAGAUUUUCAGGCUAUUUAUGAUGUUAGUUCGAUAAACAAUCUUAGAAAUGUAUACAAAUUCCAUUGUCAAGGAGAAUUAGACAAAUGUAUGAGAAAUUAUUUCGUGAAUGGUUCUUUGGAAGAAAUUGUAAAGCCCGAAGUUUUUCAAAAGCUGGUAUCUUAUUGUGCUAGUGAUGUACUCGCAACGCAUGCAGUGUUCAAAAAGGUAUUUCCACGAUUUUUAGAAGUUUGUCCCCAUCCUGUAUCAUUUGCCGGGAUGAUUUGUAUGGGUAAUAUGUUCCUGCCAACAUCAAAGGAUUGGGAUCACUAUAUUGAGAAAGCGGAGUCAGUAUAUCAAGAACAGAGUAAAUCAAUUGAAAAAAGCUUACAAGAUCUUGCAUUGGCAGCAGUAAAGUUGUGGAGAGAUGAUCCGCAAUCGAUAAUCGAUAAUCCAUGGUUAAAGCAAUUAGAUUGGUCAACACCGUCACCACGUGCUAAAAAGCUUAAAGGAUACCCAAAUUGGUAUCGAAAUAUUUAUAAUUCUAGGACAGAAAGUUUAAAAAUUACACCAAGAAAUAGGAUUUCACCUUUUUUAUUAAGAUUAAAGUGGCAAGGUUACCCAUUAUUUUAUUCCAAGAAAUACGGAUGGAUGUAUCGAGUACCUAAAAGUGAUGAGUACCGGACAAAGGCAAAUCCAUGCAAGUUUGAUAAACCCGUAGAUGAGAAAAUACUUUCUAACGGACCUCUCACAAAUGAAUUACAUUAUAAUGUGUUUAAAGAAGAGCUAAAUAAAAUGGAUGUUAAUGAGGAAGCGCCUGUAGCUGAAGACCAUGAGGAGCAAUACGCUAAUGAUGUGAACGGAAUAUAUUACCGGAUUCCACAUAAAGAUGGUGAGAAUUCUCGCUGUGCGACACCAUUAUCGAAGCAAUAUAUAACCGCUUUCGAAAAAGGGAUUUUGUCUUCUGAAUAUGAAGAAGCUAAAGCAGCAUUAAACAUGAAUGCGACAUGUUCAUAUUGGAUUGGUUCUAGAGAACGGAUAAAAAGUCAGAUGGUUGUAUAUAACGAUCAUCCAGAGAUUCAAGAUAUGGGAUUUCAAUCAGAUAAUGGAAAGAGUAUUGGAAUGAUCUUACCGCAGACUUUAACGAUGGGAACGAUCACUCGUCGCGCUGUGGAAAAAACAUGGAUGACAGCAAGUAAUGCAAAGGAGAAUCGUAUCGGCUCCGAACUUAAAACGAAAAUUCAAGCCCCAAAAGGAUAUAAGAUUGUUGGUGCGGACGUCGACUCUGAAGAAUUAUGGAUUGCCAGUUUGAUUGGUGAUUCACAAUUUGGAUUCCAUGGCGCAACUGCUUUGGGAUGGAUGAUGCUUCAAGGAAACAAGGCUGCCGGAACGGAUUUGCAUUCGAGGACAGCAAAGAUUUUGAAAAUUUCGCGGUCAGAUGCGAAGGUAUUUAAUUAUGGUAGGAUAUACGGUGCGGGGCUUAAAUUUUCCGCACAAUUACUUAGACAAUUUAAUGAAAACAUUGAAGAAAGUGAAGCUAUUGAACGGGUAACCGAAUUAUACAGCAAGACUAAAGGCAAAAAAUUCUUCACUAAAAAUAUUAAUGCUAAUGAUUUUCCUAGAAAGACGUUUUGGUACGGUGGUAGUGAAAGUUAUAUGUUUAAUAGUCUUGAAGGGAUUGCAACUGCUGAGGCACCUCGAACACCAGUUCUUAAAUGUGGCAUAACUGACGCAUUGAAGAGAAAGGUAGUCGAUGAAAACUAUAUGACAUCACGAGUUAAUUGGGUCAUACAAUCAUCAGGGGUUGAUUACCUUCAUUUGCUUCUAGUCUCUAUGCAGUAUUUAUUGAAAAAAUAUAAAAUAGAUGGGCGUUUUAUGCUAUCAGUCCAUGAUGAGGUAAGGUUUCUUGUAAAAGAGAGUGACGCUUAUCGAGCAGCAUUGGCGCUCCAAAUCAGCAAUUUAUGGACAAGAACGAUGUUUAGCUACAUGUUGGGAAUUAAUGAUUUACCAUUGUCCGUUGGUUUUUUUUCGGCUGUUGAUAUUGACCACGUUCUUCGCAAAGAAGUUGAAAUGAAUUGUAAAACACUUUCGAACAAUAUUGAAAUAGAGGAAGGUAGAAGCAUAACAAUUCAUGAACUUCUUAAAUAUCAACGAUCGUUACAGUUCGAUGAGACCAGUCAGGACAAUUACAACAAUAAUGAUAUACAAGAGCCAAAUAUACCAAACAGCUUAUUGAUUCCACAUUCAAGACCGGAUGAUGACUUCUUCUUAUACAUUCAAUGCUUAUCGGAUGAGAAAAAGAUUAAAUCUAUAAUUUACA
Molecule: messenger RNA, 3133 nt
Organism: Cetraspora pellucida
Lineage: Eukaryota; Fungi; Glomeromycota; Glomeromycetes; Diversisporales; Gigasporaceae
Source: the annotation of a GenBank genome assembly